Molecule: messenger RNA, 603 nt
Organism: Aspergillus ibericus CBS 121593
Lineage: Eukaryota; Fungi; Ascomycota; Eurotiomycetes; Eurotiales; Aspergillaceae
Exons: 3
Coding region: 1-603 (200 amino acids)
Source: RefSeq, a predicted model, not a curated record
AUGGACCCCUCAGAACCAGGCACCUCCCAGCCCCCCAUCAUAAACUACAUCCUCUCAUUCCUUCUGGUAGGAGUCGCCUGGGGAUUCACGACCCCCUUCAUCCGCCGCGCCGCCGCGGACUUCUCCGCCCGCCAGGAACAGCAACAAGCAGCCGCUUCCACCAGCAGCAGCAGCAACCAACCAAACAACAACAAUAACAAUGACAAUGAUAACGAGGAAGAAGAAGAAGACCACCCCCUCCCCCCCGCAAACACAACCACAUCCACCCCCGAACAACAACCCGCCUGGAUGCGCACGCGCACGCGCAACCAAAGCUGGAUCCGAACCAAACUCACCUCCAUCAUCUGGACCGUCAUCAAUCUUCUCCGCACCCCCGCGUAUUCCAUCCCCCUGGUGGUGAAUCUCACCGGCAGUGUGUGGUUCUUUUUGUUGGUGGGGAAACAUGAAUUGUCAUUAACUGUCCCCCUCGCGAACUCCAGUGCAUUUCUGUUCACUGUGCUCGGGGAAUGGUAUGUGGAGCGGAAGGUCAUUGAGAAGGAGACGUGGUUGGGGAUGGGGUUGGUGUUGGGGGGGAUUGCGCUUUGUGUGGGGUCGAAGGCUUGA